Messenger RNA from Aedes albopictus (Asian tiger mosquito), 2071 nucleotides. RefSeq names its product ubiquitin carboxyl-terminal hydrolase 46 (gene Usp12-46). Gene Ontology annotation, cellular component: cytosol; nucleus. NCBI's taxonomy places the organism in Eukaryota, Metazoa, Arthropoda, Insecta, Diptera, Culicidae. The coding region runs from base 203 to 1306 and encodes 367 amino acids. The record is from RefSeq and is a predicted model, not a curated record. The transcript has 5 exons. Gene Ontology annotation, molecular function: cysteine-type deubiquitinase activity. Gene Ontology annotation, biological process: protein deubiquitination.
UGACAUUACUCAAAUCAAAACAUUACUUUCUCGCAAAAUCUCUGUGAAAAAUUUUAUUUGCAUCAGCUGUGCAUAGGAAUUAGUAGAAAACAGUCUCUACUAUAUAUUUGUUGUAAUAAAAUGCUUUCAGUUUCCACGGAAAAGUACAGCCGCUUAUAAUUAAGUGCUAUUUGGUGCCAGCGGAACAGGCUCUUGCCAUAAGAUGGGUGCUAACGUAUCCCAACUUGAACGUGAUAUCGGGUCCGAUCAGUUCCCCCCUAAUGAGCAUUAUUUCGGUUUAGUUAAUUUUGGCAACACCUGCUAUAGCAACUCAGUCUUGCAAGCGCUCUACUUCUGCAGGCCAUUCCGGGAGAAGGUUCUUGAGUAUAAGGCCAAAAACAAACGCACGAAGGAAACGUUGCUGUCCUGUUUGGCUGACUUGUUCUAUAGUAUAGCUACCCAGAAGAAGAAGGUCGGCUCGAUAGCACCCAAGAAGUUCAUUGCCCGGUUGCGCAAGGAGAAGGAAGAAUUCGACAACUACAUGCAACAGGAUGCGCACGAGUUCUUGAAUUUUCUGAUAAACCACAUAAACGAAAUCAUUCUGGCCGAACGAAAUCAGGCAAAAGGCGCCGGAACAAGCGGCGGUAAAAACGUUAGUGGCAGCAUUGGCGGCGGAAGUCUAAACGGGGACAAUUCCGGCCAGCCACAGGAACCGACCUGGGUGCACGAGAUUUUCCAGGGUAUUUUGACUAGUGAAACCAGAUGUCUAAAUUGCGAAACGGUUAGCAGCAAAGAUGAAAACUUUUUCGAUUUGCAAGUGGAUGUGGAUCAAAAUACGAGCAUAACGCACUGUUUGCGCUGCUUCAGCAAUACCGAAACGCUGUGCAGCGACAACAAGUUCAAGUGCGACAAUUGCUGCAGUUACCAAGAGGCGCAGAAGCGGAUGCGCGUCAAAAAGCUGCCAAUGAUCCUGGCGCUGCAUCUGAAGCGAUUCAAGUAUAUGGAACAAUAUAAUCGCCACAUCAAAGUUUCGCAUCGGGUUGUGUUUCCCCUGGAAUUGAGACUGUUCAACACGUCGGAUGAUGCUGUGAACCCUGAUAGGCUUUAUGAUCUAAUGGCAGUGGUCAUUCAUUGUGGCUCAGGGCCCAAUCGAGGGCACUACAUCAGCAUUGUUAAAAGUCAUGGUUUUUGGUUGCUGUUCGACGAUGACAUGGUUGAUAAAAUCGAGGCCUCAACUAUUGAAGACUUCUAUGGUCUAACAUCUGAUAUACAAAAAUCGUCCGAAACUGGCUAUAUUUUGUUUUAUCAAUCCAGAGAUGCAACCUAAAGCUUGUAAGUAUGAAAGUACUAUUUUAACCUAGAGUCGCAGAAGUAAUUUAUUAUAGAGUAAACCAACCGUAACUUGUUAGCAUACAUACAUUGUGAUGGAGAAAAUCGAUAAUUUUCAUUCCCAAAUUCCUGAUUUUGAAAAAGGCUUAUAAAUUGAUUUGACGAAAAUCAUAGAAUAUCUUGAUAAACCCGACUAGACGAUGUUUUAUCGAUAUUGAGCUUAUAUAAGACGAUCGAGGCAUUUAGUCAAUUUUUAAUUUAUAGCGCAUGUAACGAUAAACACUCUGAAAAUCUCCUGCUAAAUUAUUGUUUCCUUUUGAAAAAAAAAAUACCGGAAAACUAUUUAUUCUCUUGGUUUUGCUGCUCAGUAUCGUGAUGUCUAUCCUUAGAAUUUUUGAUAAAACGUCAAGAGGACAAAAUGUUGAAGCGUUGAAGAUUAAAAAGUUAAGAGGAAAACAACAUAUUUUUGAAAAAGGGUAAAUUUUCACGAAUCAAUUCAUUUUCAACAUUUUGUCAGUUCAACGUUAGUCCUUCAAGAUUAACCUUAAACCGCGUUGCAAUACGAUUAAUUGAAGAAAACCAUUUUUCAAGCUUUUCAGGUCUUUUUUUUCGUUCAAUUCGUUUAUUGGGAGCGCCGUUCAUGAUUACUGAAAUAAGUUGUUAUACACCAUGAGUUGUGGAAUAAAUUUUAGCAAACAAAUAAGUCAAAAUGAUUGACGAAAAUUCCGGUAAUCGUACCUAUAAAUAAACCCAUUGUAAAUGA